This is a messenger RNA of Lymnaea stagnalis (great pond snail), 9278 nucleotides long. The record is from the annotation of a GenBank genome assembly. NCBI's taxonomy places the organism in Eukaryota, Metazoa, Mollusca, Gastropoda, Lymnaeidae.
AAAAAAAUUGCUAUCAUCGGUGCCGGCUGCAGUGGUCUAGCUGCACUGAAAUGCUGCCUCGAGGAAGGUCUUGAUCCGGUGUGUCUAGAAAAGGCCUCGGACAUUGGCGGGCUGUGGAACUUCACCGAGGAGCACCGGGAAGGCAGGCCUGGCAUAUACAAGAGUCUCGUCAUCAACACCAGCAAGGAAAUGAUGAUGUUCAGUGACUUCCCACCCCCGGAAGACUUCCCGCCUUUCCUGACCCACCGGAAAGUCUUGGAGUACUUCCGCCUGUACGCGAAGCGCUUCGAUCUGCUGCGGCACAUUCGGUUUGGGUCGGAGGUUACUCUCGUGACCAAGUGCGAGGACUACGAUGCGUCCGGCAGGUGGCGCGUGGAGCACACGUCGAUCAGUGACGGGAAGGUGGUGCAGGCAGCGGAAGUGUUCGAUGGUGUUAUGGUGUGCAAUGGACACCACUCGGUACCUUAUGUGCCAGAGAUACCUGGACUUGACAACUUCAAAGGCCUGGUCAUGCAUUCGCAUUCAUACAAAGACGCCGGAUUGUUUCAUGGAAAACGAGUUGUUAUCCUAGGUAAGGGUUUACCAUUAUAUAUAAUCUCUUGUUUAUAUAUAUAUAUAUAUAACGACCACCCUUAUGAUGUGCCCCAAAUGUUAUAAUCUCCAAGGCUAUGGCACCAGUACGACAGCCAAAUGAUAAGGCCCUAGUAAUAUGGCCGCAAGGAUAAGGCCUCAAAGAUACCACCCCAAAGAUGAGGCACCGAUGAUAUGAACCCCAUUGUGUAAUGUCUAAUAACCAGCGUGUUAAAUAUGUCAAACACAGCGAUCGCCCUACUUAAGCAUUUGUUCCUCUUAACGCAGAUAUUCAUUUGGAAGAGAUUUCAUCAUACCCCCCUCCCCUUUUCCUCCUUUUACGAUUUUAUCUUCUCGACAAAUAAAUGAGGAAAUAUUAUUUAAUAAGUUACACUGACAUCCAAUAAUUACACUGAUACCCAAAAGUUACACUGAUAUCCAAUUUCAUAAAACUAUUUCGUGUCAUGUGAUAUUUUUUCUCCACCUGUCCCUCGGCCAUAAAAUAAAAAUGCUGUCAGAAAGAUCAACUUGAACUCCACUCCAAAAUAAGUCGCAAUCUCUAAUGGUAAAUGUUCAUGCAAAGACAUUGACAGAUUAAGAACACAAAUGUAUGUAAAUAAAACAGUAAUGUUAAGCUCAAAUAAAAUUCCUGACAAAAGUUUAAGUCCAAUAAAAAUAAUUUACGCCAUUCCUGAAGAAAAUGAAAUAGAUGAAAAUAUCUACAGGCUGGGCCAAAAAAAGUGAGAACAUCUCGUAAAAUAUUACGCUACGAAAUGUUCUCAUUUUUAUUGGCCCACUCUGUAUAUUAUUUUCUUUUUUUUUUUAUGUCUGUGUAGUAAUUUAAGAAAACAAACUAGUUAUUACGUUGGUUGGAGUGAAAACCGUAUCAUCUGCUGUAAUUACAAAAAUUAUAUAAAAAUACCUUAAGAUGUCAUAAAUGAUCAUAAAUUGUUUUUAAAAAAAUUUAAUAAAAAAGAAGCUAUUAUUGCCUUCCCAGGGUCCCCCACAUAAUGUCACAUGACAUCAACUGUUUCAUAUUUUCCAGGUUUGGGUAACUCGGCGGCAGACAUCGCCUGCGAUCUCGCUAGAGGGUCAGAACAGGUAAGUAGCUUCCUCCUUUCUUACUCUAAACUUGUCUGAAAUUUAAUCUGGCAUCUAAAUACGUUUUCUUUUUAGAUUCAAUUCAUCAUCAUCAUCUCCAUCAUCAUCAUCAUCACCAUCAUCAUCAUUCAGAUCCAGUGGCCAUUUAGGCAUGUUCCCCUUGGCCUAAUACGAUUUAGAUCAAACACAUAGCUCGAUGUUAAAUGUCUGGAAAAUAAUGUGCUCGUCCUUUACGAAGUCUUACACUCUUACACUCUUUGAAGUAAGAACUUGUCGAUUUGGGUUUUUGGGGGUGGAUGUUCAAGUGUUUGUUGAUUUGUGCACAGUGUUCAUGGCUUGGUCUUCGGAAAGACUUCGUCUUUUAAGGGAUUUUCUAGAGGGGUAUAUGUUUUUUUAAAUUUUUUUCAGUUGCGGAACUUAAUUGUCAUAUCUCGUAACAAAUCUAUGCCGAGUUUUUUUUUUUUUUUUUUUUUUAAAUGAAACUUUAUACAGUUUUUUUAUAGUUUUUUUUUUUUUUUUUUUUUAAAGGGAACUUUAAACAGUUUUUUUAAAUAAAACUCCGAGGGUACAUAUAAUCAAUAAAACCUCAUUUAGUUAUUAAAGGAAAAAAAAAGCAGCUGAAAAUAUUAUUAGAAUUAGGGGUCUUUUUUUUUUUUUUUUUUUUUUUUAAAUGGAACUUUAUACAGUUUUUUUAAAUCAAACUACGAGUGUACAUAUAAUCAAUAAAAUCUCAUUUAGUUAUGUAAGGAAAAAAAUAGCAGCUGAAAAUAUUAUUAGCAUUAUGUGUCUUUCUUUUUUUUUCUUUUUUUUUUAUAAAUUUUUAAAUUGAGUAAUAAGGGGAAAAACCACUCCGCAUUACAAUGCAGAGUAUUGUAAGGGUUAUAUCAUCUCUUCACAUGAGAGUUGAUUUUUUUUUUAGUUCAUAAUAAAACUAUUUACUACCAGUUGAUAAAAAAUGUAAAAUAUUUUUUUUUUUAAAUUGACGAGAAUGGGAGAUCUACCCCCCUCUCCCCGCACAUUUUCACUCCCUCCUCUGAAAACUGGAUUAAGAUUUGUGGUCUGUCCAAGCUUUGUACCAAACUUCAUCCAUCCCUGUGGCGCUACAGCCCAUAUAGGGUUUUGGCCUGCCUCACCAAAUCCUUUAAACGGAUGCUUUUCUCACUGAUGCUCGGAUUUUCCAGCUGGUGUAGAUCUUUUUCCAAAUCAUCCAUCCAUCUAAGCCUAGGUCUGCUUUUGGGUCGUUUUCCUCAGGGGGUUUUGGUGGUGCAACCUGUUCCCUCAUCUGCCAUUUGGCAUUCUUUCUAAAUAUCCUACCCAGCGUAGCCUGCCCUCUUUUAUUUCUGAUACCAGCGUGGGGUCCCGAUAUUGACUAUACAAAUUCCUGUUUGGUUUAUACUCUCAAUCCAUAUUCAUCUUUUGUUGGUCCGUUUAUUUUUUCUGGAGAACUCCAAUGGGUUUAAUAGGAUAUCUGCCGUUUUUGUUAGGGUAGCAAACUUUAGGUCUCGAGAAUAAGCGGAAUCAAUGGGAGUUUUAGCUCAAUGAUGUCUUGGAUUAUAAAAGAGCAACUUUGAAACAACGCUGAAGUCGUGUGUAAUUGAAGUUUUUUUUGUUGAAUUAAUAAAGCAUUUUUCCCCAAUCGUUAAAAGACUUCAUGUGUAUUCAUAUAUUAUCAUUGGUUGGGAAUCAUUGUCAAGUCGUCCUCCUUCCAUUUUGCUGGCACAUCAUACAGGUGUAUCUGAGCUCACGAAGGGGAGCAUGGAUCGUCCCACGGACCGCCUUCUGGGGUCUCCCGGCGGACAUGCUGGCCAACAGCAGGGUUGUGUUUAGUCUGCCCCUCAGGUUACUGGACUGGUGCGUUCAGAUACAGGCCAACUUCAGGAUUGAUCAUGACACCUACGGUCUCAGGCCUAAGCAUGGGUGAGUUCAUUUUUUAGGUGCACAUUAUGGACGUGAUGAUGACAUCAUGUGUAAAUCUCAUCUUAUGAACAAACAAACGUUACUUAUUUUUUUUGUUUUAAAAUGAACAACAAUUUUGUCGUCUAAUUAUUGAGGCACCACCUGCACACUUUUCAUUCGCACCCGAACAAGCCUCCAGGAGACAUUUAAAGAAAACUAUGUUUGUUUAUUUUAAUACAGUUACCAGGAAAUCUAUUUACGGGGCCCACAAACACUAUUGGCAUACAUUCAAAACACUGUGGCAAGAAAUAAUUUAAACACAAACUUUGAGUGACCACUCGUUGUACCCGAACGUUACAAAUAAGAAUUGUCAAAUUAUGUCAUUUUUCACAAAGAACAAUGUAAAAUUACCAUUUGUUGUACCCGAAUUUUUUAAUUUUUUUUUUAUAUUUAAAUUUCAACAAAAAUGUAAUAUAUAAAGGUAUUUUUAUCAUUAAAAGAUAAAAAAUAAUUGACUUCAUCUUGCAUUCAUGUGCGCUUAAUUCAAGCCAUUAGAAUACAAGAGAGUCUGUCAUUCCUGAGACCGAAAAACGUCCCAUCGAAUUACGUAAUGUUACUAAUUUUUUUUUUUAAAAUUCGUAAAACAUGACUUCUAACAAUGUAUCUCCGCAUAUAUAAUGUAUCUCCGCAUAUAUAAUGUAUCUCCGCAUAUAUAAUAUAUCUCCGCAUAUAUAAUGUAUCUCCGCAUAUAUAAUGUAUCUCCGCAUAUAUAAUAUAUCUCCGCAUAUAUAAUGUAUCUCCGCAUAUAUAAUGUAUCUCCGCAUAUAUAAUGUAUCUCCGCAUAUAUAAUAUAUCUCCGCAUAUAUAAUGUAUCUCCGCAUAUAUAAUGUAUCUCCGCAUAUAUAAUGUAUCUCCGCAUAUAUAAUGUAUCUCCGCAUAUAUAAUAGAUGCAACAAUGUGUUUGUAAAAUCUAUCGUAAAAUAAAGUUGUAUACAACGUUUCCGUUUAGGUCAUGGCUUCAUUAACUUUAAAGUACCGAACAGCUGUUGUGAGAUUGGCCAAACAGAAUACCAGGAUGUUUUUUUUUUUUUUUAAAUUUAUGAAAUUGGCCUAAUUGACAGUACACCCGGAUGUUCUGUUAACGGAACUACGCUAUUCAAUAACAAACCCUACUGUCCGUACACACUCAUUAACGGUUUACUCAUUUGAACCCUCAGCGUGCUGAACUGCCACCCCACCAUCAACGACGAGCUCCCCAUCCACCUGGUAUCUGGACGGGUGCUGACCAGGUCCAAGAUCUCCCGAGUCGAGGAGUCCGGAGUUUGGUUCCACGAUGACAAUGUAUUCUGCCCGUGUGACGCAAUCAUCCUGGCCACUGGCUACGACUACAGGGUGGACUUUGUGGCGCCAGACGCCGUGCAGGUCAGUGACCGCCCUCCGUUCUAACGCCUUCGACUUGCACUUUUUUAUCAUGUAGUUAUAGCGAAAGAAAGGUCCAGAUCUGUCUGUGCGGCUUUGAGAGAACUAUUGUUCUAAUAAAAAAAUUCAAUGUAUUACAAUUCAUUAUUAUUAAUUUGUUCAUUAUUAACAUUUUCUAUUUAAUUUAUAAUUUUAAGUGGUGCUAGGAGUGAUCAUUAUUAUUAACUAACUGUGUUCCUAAAAUUCUUAAAUAUCAUUGUUUAUUAUGUUUUUUGUUCCUUAGUUUCCUUUGGCUUUAGUUAUUGUUUUGUUUAGCCCUUGUUUUUUUUUUUUUUUUUUUUUGGGGGGGGGGGUGCUUUUUUUUAUUAUUGAUUGCGAAAUAUAAACGAUUUAUCUUAGAGAAUGCUCGCCUCUCUUAGACUGAGGGAGUGGAUCUCAGUGCAGGAGAAGCAUGAAGCAUUUCCCUUACAUUUUUUUGUUUUUUUUUGUCUUUUUUUUUUUUUUUUUUUUUUUUUUGGGGGGGGGGAUGCUUUUUUUUAUUAUUGAUUGCGAAAUAUAAACGAUUUAUCUUAGAGAAUGCUCGCCUCUCUUAGACUGAGGGAGUGGAUCUCAGUGCAGGAGAAGCAUGAAGCAUUUCCCUUACAUUUCUCAUAUUAUGUACCAAGGUGGUCAACAAUCGUACAAGGCUUUACAAGUAUGUUUUCCCACCUCACCUUUCCCACCCCACCCUGGCCAUGAUUGGACUGAUCCAAGCUAUCGGCGCUGUUAUGCCUAUUGCUGAGAUGCAGUGCAGAUGGUAUACAAAACUUGUCAAGGGUAAAUAUACAUUUAAUUAAAAUUAGUGCCGAUACUAAUUUAAAUAUAUGGCUUUUGUCGAUUUUGGUCCCAGCCGCCGAUGUUCUUCUUCUUCUUCUAUAUAUUAAGGGCCCACGAUCAAUUUAUUGAUCAUUUUGGCCCCUAUGCAUGUAGAGGAGAAUUGCAAUGUUUCUGUGCCUGGUGUUGAUGAGGAUAUUUCACUGAUUGCCAGUGCCACUUAGUGAGGGUAUCAUGCACUGGGGUUUGGAAGGCCUGAGGCAAAAGACGCAAAUGUGUCUAGUGUUGUCGCCUCAACUGUUCCUUUUGAAAGCGUGUUCCAGUCCCUGAUUGUUUUGGGCAGGAAUGAGCAGUUCCUAUACUGGCUUCUUCCUGGUGUGAGCCGGAAUUGCCUGUCAUUGCCUCGUCGCUUCUAUGGGGGGGGGGGGAGAGGGACGAGUUUCUGUUUAAUUCUGCAUGGAACAGUGGACCAGCCCAUUAUUUAUUGUGUACAUCAUGGAGAGCCUGGAUUGCCAACACUUGAGGCUGUCCCCUUACCCUCUUCCCUUACAGCGGCCCUGGUUCCUUAGUCAAAUUAUUGGAGCUCCCUUUUAAUUAAAAGAAGUGUGUGUCUUAACCCUAAACUUAGGUAUGCAAGCAACUUUUCAGAGUAUACAAUAGGAUUCUCGGGCUCACAGAUAAAGUAACACCGAAUACCAUCUUCUAAAAUCAUAUUUGUUUUGUACAUUUUUUUAUUUUUUUUUGCCGGUGUUAAAAUUUUGUAAUGAAAUUUAUCAAAUCAACGCUACGAUGGCACAUUAUUUUGUUUUUACUUUAAGGCGCACUUUUUAACGUUUCAGGUGAAAGACAGCUGCCCAGCAGGAGAAUGAUGGAAGAUGAUAUAAGUAAAAAGGAGGACUCGAUGAAAAAAUUGUAUCUAGGUUCAAGGAGGCACACCUUGCAGGUUGGUUUAUUUGCACCUCCAAAAGAAAAAUUAAAUGUAUGACGAAUGAAUGUCGUGCAGGAUAAGCAUGUUUUAUUUGACAGGUGAAGUUGUUACACGUUGCACUUGAAAUGGUACAUACAAAUCCCAUGCUAAGUCUGGUAAAAUGACAUACUCCUAGAAGACCCUACGUUGCAAAAUGUACCUUUAUGGUUAGUUGUAUAAGGAAGUAAGCGAUUUUUUUCUUGAUAUGAUUUUGUAAAGAGGCGGCCUGUCCAAUUUCCAGGAACCGUUUCUAUAAAAUCAGUAUUUAUGGGGAAAAAAAAGAGUUUGAACUUAAAUCUAAUUAUUUUAGGAUAAUUCAUCUACCGCGUUUCUAAUCUUUGAUUAUUUUCAAAACAAAACAGCUCACGCCCCAUGGGUGCAAACAGGUAGGAUGCCAUCAUUGGUCAUGUGCCUCAGAAACCAUAGAUUAACAUGGAAUAUAAAUAAUCACAACCGAUGUCAUCGAAGCACUUGAGCUUUACGUUAUGAUUAUGUACGGCAAACAUCUAGAGGCUAACAACCUUUUUUUUCCGAAGGAGAUCAUUAUCUUUUAACUGUACCAACGCGAUGUCAGGGUGACACGGUCAUGGGGCUCUUGUUAAUCCUGGCAGGGCAGGGGUCGAUCACAAAUUAGGUCACGCCAAAACCCCGGUACAAUGAUUUCAUCAGUCGUGCGAAUAUUGUUCAUGGAGAACGUUCUGUUUUUAAAAAAUUGAUAAUGUCUUAUAAUAAACUGCUGCGAACUUGAACUAUUUUAAAAACAAACCAAUCGUUGUUUUGAGGCAUGACUUUAAUUCCAUCAAUUAGCUUGCACAGUUUUGAUUACACGAAUUAUAUUUGACUGUAACAUUUGUGGACAUGGGUAAAUUAUUCUUUGAUUAAAUAUGAAAAUCGGUAGUGAUUCUAAUUCAAUUUAAAUUUUUAUUUAAGAAAAGCCGCCAAUAGGCUUAAUUGAGAGAUUGUUUUGUGCCAAAGCUUGGUCUGAACCCUGGACAAAAAAUACGCCUAUAAAUUCUCUGUUUAUCCAGACAUUCUGGAUCGCCUAUAUGGAUGAAGUGGCCUCGCAGAUAGGAGCGCGUCCCAACCUAUGGAAGAUAGUUUGCACUGAUCCAGAGUUGGCUCUCAAGUGCUACCUGGGACCCUGCUUGCCUGCUCAAGUAAGAUACUACACUUUGCUAUUGAAAUAAAAAAAUAAAAAUUGAGCAAAAUGCCACUAAUUUGCAGUUGAUGGAUGAAGAAAAAAAUGUGUACUCUUAUCGCAGAAUAACAUAUCGAUCAUGUAUUGUUUUCCAGUACCGCCUCGUUGGACCUGGGACCUGGAAGGAUGCGCGGACCUUCAUCGUCAACGCCUUCGCGCGGGCGACAAGAUCAAGAAGUUCAAGGCUCUGCAAGCGGAGCUCCAGCACGACUAUUUCAGCAAUACACGGUGACGCCGGUCCACAGGAAUACUGUGCCGGAUCUAUCAACACAAUGGUAGCGCUCAACAACACGGGCAUCAAGACCGCGGGCACGGUUCUCACAGGGCACACUUCACGAAGACACCGCCGAAGACUGCUCUCCCCCGAGUGGGCAACCAUGUCUUUCUACGUCAUCAUUCUCCUGGCGUGUUGUUUGGUGUGGGUCAUGGGGGUCAUGUUAGACCAGGCCGGGUUCAGAAUGAGUUACGUCAAAACUGUCACGGGGACACGGUCAUGGGGUUCUUGUUAAUCCUGGCAGGGGCAUCAUUUAUGUGUUAGGGGUCGCUCGCAAAUUACGUCACGCAAAUAAAUGACCUUUUUAGACCCCCCACUCCCCUCCGUCACAAAGUGUCACAAAUUCUUUACCCCCUCCCCUUUAAUGUCACGUCACACCUAAAAAAAAUCUAAACAUACAUCAAAUUUUCAUGACUAAAAUAAGAUUUGAUUUUAUUCUUCAACAUUUUCCCAUAAUGGAUUAAGAUGAAGUAUUAUUAGAAAACUGGGACGCGAAACAACGAAGUCAUCCAAAAGCCGAAUGUAAAAUGGCCGAAACAGUUUUUGCGUCAUUUUUCGAUAUGCGCACAAGGUGUGCGCGACUGAGUUUCACGGUAAUACAUACGGGAAUUUCGACCUCUUAUUGAUGUUUUUUAAAAUUAAUUGAAUAAUGAUUUUUCAAAAUUAUAAAAUUUUAGAUUUUUUUUUUAAAUUAAAAAAUCGUGACGUCUCAAAUUUUUUACCUUCCCUCCUCCUGUCAUAAAGUGUCAUAAAUUCUCGACCCCCCUCCCCCUCCCUUGAGCUUGUCGUUAUUUGCGAACGACCCCUUAGGGCAAAACUAUAAUAGGGACUCAGAUUAGAUGCAAUCUAUAUGAUGUAGAAGUUGACGGAAAUGAAAACAAGUUGAUUCAAUGAAAUUGAAUAUAAAUUUUAGGCCUUUUUAGAGAUCAGUCGUAAAUAUUAUCUACCAUUUUAACAUUAUCUACUAUUUUCAAGAGUCCUGAUAGUGCUACGCAUUUACUGUAAAUGGAUAUGUAUAUAAAUGUAUAUAUUAAAUUAAA